AUGCUCCCGCUCUGGGUGUAUGUUAUCUAUUAUGUCUACGGAAUUCCACUGAUAUUGCUGUACGCAUUGAUUAUAUUCGUUUUAAUCCGAAAAAGACGUUUGUUUGCUUCAGUGUUUUACAAGUUUAUAACAAUCUUUGGAGUUCAGGUGAGGCUCUAUAAAUAGGCACUUGUUGUAAAUACGGCGUUCACCGUGUUCAUAAAGUCUCACAACGCUUGUAGGAUAUCUGCUACUACCUGGUGCUCCAAGAAGCCCGUCGCUAUAUGAACGGCGAUGCUCUGAAGAGCUCUUUCCAUGGGAUGAUGCCAAGUCCCUCAUGGCUCUACAUUCUGCAGAUCUAUCUAAAGGUCGCCCUAGAGCUGAAUAGUGUCCUCGGAACGAUUAUCUUGGCGGCAAUUCGGGUGUCGACAAUGUUGUAUCCAGUGGAACAUAGCAGAGUUUGGAGGAAAACGAUUCCCUACGUAAUUUUGCUGAACAUCCUCCUUCCAAUCUUGCCGUACGGCUACGUGUUCCUAAACUCGGCUAUUCUGUUUUGUGCCGAGGAAGAUGGGCAGCUAUAUGGGUGUAUUUUGUCAUACGACCAGUCCUAUCUAAUGUUUGGAAACGUAAGCUCGAAGCAAGACGCGCCGAAACAUAGUUGAUUUUCAGGUUACCCAAAAUAAACAGAUACGCCUACACAAUCAUUCCAACAAUCUCCGCAAUCCUAAACCUCAUAGCUUUGGUGCUUCUUUACCGUCGAAAAAAGUCUCUGGAAAGUCACCGGACUUGGCGACAUGAAAUCAACCUUACUGUGACGUCGUUUCUAAUCUUCAUGGCGCAUGUCACAUAUGGCGCUCUAAACGUAAGCUCAAAGUUUCUAUAAAAAGCUAGAAAAAUUCUGCACUUUGUGCAGCCAAGCAGUAACGUAUGCUGAAUUGAACCACAAUCUGAGUGCCACACUUUUGUGCGCUACCUUGACAAUUUAAGAUAACGUCGUUCCAUUUCAGAUCAUCGUAUACACAUAUUACUCUAACGGAAACCUGAAGAUGACAUCCAUUUUUGCUGGAAUCGUUUUCCCGUUUAUAUUUGAUGUCUGUCUGCUUACCAAUGUCUGUUCACUACUGACGUCUUCGAAAUUGCUUCGGCAAGAGGUAUAUCGAAUUUUGUCCAGAACUUGGCGACGUCAACAGUCAAAUACUACCAUAACACAUGGGUCGGAAAGACCUCUUCGAAGGAUACACUGGUAAAGCCACCUCGGGAUUUAUUGUAACAAAUUAUAAUAAAAUACAUUGAGCCUUUACUGUCGGCCUCUCCCAUUUUGUUAGUGAAGAAAGGAAAAUUACAUAGUGUUCGGUUUAUUCAAGUUUCGCGAAAUGAGAAAGGAACUUCGUUACUUCCUAUUGGGCAUACAAAAUCUUCAAAUGUCACGGCUUCAAAUCUCUCGUUGUAAAGUCGCACUUGUCUCUCGAUGGAAUUUAUGGAGAGAGAGAGAUGUCCCCCCCCCGUGUCAACUGUUUCCCCAGCUGUUUUUCCGCGAUCUUCGAGAAUGUUCAAUGGAGAUCCCGAAGCGGAGAGCCUGAAUCACGACACCGUAACCUUCUCUGAGGUUUUAUCCCAUCUUGAUCAGGAGUUGUGUGUGGUCUCCUUCUCUCCUGUUGCUUACGGGGUCUCGAUUGCUCUAGCUAAAUGGUCAAGCCAAUUUCCAUCAAAGCAAACCCAACUACAAGAUCAACUACCUUCCAUUUCAAUGGAGGUAAAGCCAGCGCAAGGGCAGUUACGAAGAUGAGACAAAGAAGGCAGAAAAUUAUAGCGCAAAAUACCAUAUUUAGAAGGAAAACGCAUCACGACCAUUUUGUUUCUGAAUUGUGCUUUCCCGAGAGAUCUAUACAUACAACAUUAAUACACUUUGAAUGUUUUGAGCUACCGUCAUAUCCACUGAUUGUACAGGGUGUUUCAAGAAAUUUGGAACAAAUGAUUUGCUUAUAUCUUUGUGUUCUUUGCAGCUAUCAACGAAUUUCUUUUUGCUUCUAAAAAUUGACAGCGUGCGUUUUUAGAAUCUCAAAACAAAAUUUUUUUCGUCGGCGGAGGGCCCAUUUCUCGGCGUAGAAAAUUAGGGCCUUUUUUAAAAAUCACAGCGUAUUACGUGGCGGAAACGCCGUUGCAACGGCUGAAAUCAAGUUUACGUAAUACCUCCAUCGAUUUUACGGUAUGCAUUUUUUUGUUUUCGAUUUUACGCGCACCGCGGAGGCGCGGCGGAGACUUCAGAUUUCGGCGGACGUUGUUUUGGGCCUUCGGCUGUUGCAAUUCAUGUUGGAAAAGAGGUUGGGGUGAUUUUUUGUUGUCAUCCGAUGCACAGAUGGCAAAAAUUUCGUGCUUUUUAUCCCCGGCGGAGGAUUCGGCGGAGGCUUUAUCAAAGGGUCAAAGCAGUCUUACGAGUCCGGGAAAAAUCUCAGCUACAAGAAUCCAUCAGAGCAGCAUUGUCUUUCAAAGAUUUUUGAUUUUUUUGGUCCGUCGGACAAAUCGGUGGAGUUUUGUUUUUACCCUUUGAUAAAGCCUCCGCCGACUCCUCCGCCGGGGAUAAAAAGCACGAAAUUUUUGCCAUCUGUGCAUCGGAUGACAACAAAAAAUCACCCAAACCUCCUUUUCCAACAUGAAUUGCAAAAACCAAAGGCCCAAAACAACGUCCACCGAAAUCUGAGGUCUCCGCCGCGCAUCCGCGGAAGUGCGUAAAAUCGAAAACGCAAAAAAAGCAUACCGUAAAAUCCAUGGAGGUGUUACGUAAAAUUGAUUUCAGCCGUUUCAACGGCGUUUCCGCCAUGUAAUACGGUGUGAUUUUUAAAAAAGGCCCUAAUUUCCUCCGCCGAGAAAUGGGCCCUCCGCCGACGAAAAAAAAUUUUUUUUUUGAGAUUCUAAAAACGCACGCUGUCAAUUUUUAGAAGCAAAAAGAAAUUCGUUGAUAGCUGCAAAGAACACAAAGAUAUAAGCAAAUCAUUUGUUCCAAAUUUCUUGAAACACCCUGUAUUUACUAUCUUUUGAUGUCCCAAAACACUUCAACUUGAUAUGUUGUUGCAUACUAUAAGAUUUUGUAGUAAACGGAAAAUCCUAGCCAUCAUGUCCCACAAUUUGUACGCGUAUACAUUUCGCACUCAGUUAGGUCUUUCCCGUCAUUUCAGUCUACACACAUCCCGAAAUGCUGCCCCUCUGGGUGCAUUUUGUUUAUUAUGUCUACGGAAUUCCGAUGGUAUUGUUGUAUGCCUUGAUUAUAUUUGUUUUGAUCCGAAAAAGAAGUUUGUUUGCUUCCGUGUUUUACAAGUUUAUAACAAUCUUUGGAGUUCAGGUGAGGCUCUAUAAAUAGGCACUUGUUGUAAAUACGGCGUUCACCGUGUUCAUAAAGUCUCACAGUUAUGAACACGAUGAAUGCCAUGUAGGAUGUCUGCUACUACGUGUUGCUCCAAUGCGAAGCCCGUCGAUAUAUGACUGCUUAUGUUCUGAAGAGUUCUUUCCAUGGGAUGACGCUAACAAGGGAAGUCACUUAAAUCACGGAUCGAUUUUGUAAAACGACUGAUACAGCGAUGGGGAGGGUAGGACGGAGAUAUCAAAUCUGAAAACCGCUACCUCCACCGGCCUCUGGGAGCCGAGAUAAUCGACCAAAAAGUUUGACAAAAUUCCUCCGAACAUUUCUUCCUUCCGAAAGAAGAAAACCCAGCGAACCGAAUGGUCCGGUGGUCUGGAAGCGCGCUUCCGGGCCUUCACCUUUUCAGGUUCGAAUCCGCGCGGGUCUCGAACUUGUGAAAAAUUUAUAAAACAGUUGCUGUGAUCCAGUAAAUUUACUAGCAACUUAUUUUUACAUUUUAUGCAUAUUUUAUGGUAAAUUUUCAACCUUGAAAAUUCAAAUCGGAGCUCGCAUUCAAAUUAUUACUCUGAAAUUUUUAAAAUAUGCAAAAAAUCAAAAAUUUUAUUUUACCGGUAAAUUUACUGGAUUACAGGAAAAGUUUUAAUAAAUUAUUUGACCCAUGCGGAUUCGAACCUGAAAAGGACAAGGCCCGGAAGCGCGCUUCCAGACCACCGGACCAUUCGGUUCUCUUCCCUCCUUCUUUCGGAAGAGAGGACUGUUCGGAGCAACUUUUUUUGGUCAAACCUUCUUGGUCGAUUAUCUCGGCUCCCAGAGGCCGGUGGAGGUAGCGGUUUUCAGAUUUGAUAUCUCCGUCUUACCCUCCCCAUCGCUGUAACAGUCUUUUUACAAAAUCGAUCCGUGACUUAAGUGACUUCCCUUGUAAGUCCCUCUUGGCUCUACAUUCUGCAGAUCUAUCUUAAGGUCGCCCUAGAGCUGAAUAGUGUCCUCGGCACGAUUAUCUUGGCGGCAAUUCGGGUGUCGACAAUGUUGUAUCCGGUGGAACAUGAGAGAGUUUGGAGGAAAGCGAUUCCCUACGUAAUUUUGCUGAACAUCCUCCUUCCAAUCCUUCCGUACGGCUACGUGUUCCUAAACUCGGCUCUUCUGUAUUGUGCCGAGGAAGAUGGGCAGCUAUAUGGAUGUAUUUUGUCAUACGACCACUCCUAUCUAAUGUUUGAAGGCGUAAGCUCCGCAAAACGUGAAACAGAAAAGAAUUGAUUUUCAGAUUUCCAUAUCCAAAAUAAACAGAUACGCCUACACAAUCAUUCCAACAACCUCCGCGAUCUUAAAUCUCAUAGCUUUGGUUCUUCUUUACCGUCGAAAGAAGUCUCUUAAAACUCACCGGACUUGGCGACAUGAAAUUAACCUUACUGUGACGUCGCUUCUAAUCUUCGUGGCGCAUGUCAGCUAUGGCGCUCUGAAUGUAAGCUCAAAUUGCCUCCAAAAAGCUAAAAAAAUUCGAACUUUGUGCAGCCUAGCAGCACCGUAUGCUGAAUCUAAACAUAAUCUGAGUGCCACACUUUUGUGCGCUACCUUCGAAAAUUUUAAAUAACGUCGUUGAAUUUUUCAGCUCUUCAUUUACACAUAUUACUAUAAAGGAGACUUGAAGAUGGCAUCCAUUUUGUCUGGAAUUGUUUUUCCGUUUGUAUUUGAUGCUUGUCUGCUUACCAAUGUCUGUUCAUUGCUGACGUCUUCGAAAUUGCUUCGGCAAGAGGUAUAUCUAAUUUUGUCCAGAACUUGGCGACGUCAACAGUCAAAUACUACCAUAACACAUGGGUCGGAAAAACCAUAACAUAUGGGCAUCCUUUCAAGAGAAAGGAUGACCCGGUAAAGCCAUCUCGGGAUGCACUGCAACGCUGUCAGAUUAUAAAUCAUUGCAUAUUUUUACUUUUCCUAUAAUUGUCCGGAAGUCAUUGUUUUACAAUAAAAAUUCUCUGCAAUAAUUGCGGAUAAUUUGGUGGCAUAAUGCCGAAGACUCCUGCGGACACCAGAAAUUGUAACUGCAGAUACGUUAAGGCUACGUUGUUUAUUUUACCACCAACAGAGAGCUACUGACCUGCCGAACACAAACCUUAUUAAGAUCAGAUACCUUCCAUAGUAGAACUUGUGAAAUAUAGGUCUCGGGAUGUUACACUACCCCAAAAACCAGAAUUGAUGGCACUCAAGGUCGUCAUGAAGCCGGUGGCUUGCAGCUUUGAUGUACUGCAUCCUGACAGUACUGCAUCAUCGUGAGUGCAACUAACAAUAAAACAUCUUGAGCCUUUACUGUUAUCCUCUCCCAUUUUAUUAGUGAAGAGAGCAAAAUUACAUACUGUUCGAUUUCUUCAAAUGAGAAGGAUACUUCUUCACUUCCUUUUGGUAGUUUUUUUGGUCAUACAAAAUCUUCAAAUGUUACGGCUUCAAAUCUCUCGUUGUAAAGUUGCACUUGCCUCUUUGUUGGAUCCCCCUUUCCAACCAAAGUUUGCUUUGCGAUGCUUCCCACCUGGGUGCACAUUAUCUACUACGUGUAUGGAAUUCCUUUAGUCAUGCUUUAUACCUUGAUAAUAUUUGUGUUGAUCAAAAAAAGGAGUACAUUUCAUUCCGUCUUCUACAAGUUUGUCACGAUUUUUGGAGUCCAGGUAAGCGCUAUAUUCACCAGUAACAUUAUCAAAAACGUUAGGAUAUUAUCUACUACUUUGUGAUCCAAUAUCAAACCCGACGAUUUAUGGUUGGCUAUGGAUUUGAAACCUCAUUCAAAGGGCUUCAAGUUGAUCCAUCUUGGCCGUAUAUACUCCUAAUUUAUCUUCGAUUCUCAUUGGAAUUGAACGGAGUAAUCGGCACAAUCAUCUUGGCAUCCAUUCGAAUCUCAUCUAUGCUGCAUCCAAUCGGGCAUGAUCGAGUCUGGCGAAGAGCGAUUCCUUACGUCAUCGGAUUUAAUAUUCUGUUGCCAAUAAUUCCUUAUGGCUAUUUGUUUCUAAACAAAGCGAUCUUGCUCUGUGUUGCUGACGAGGGAAAACUAUUUGGUUGUAUACUGUCGUACGAUCAUUCGUUCAAUCUUGGAGGAAUGGUGAGUUUCCUUUUGCCGAUUCUUGAUUCAAAAACUAAUUCUGGAGUGGCUGGCAUGGCAACCCGAAAUAUACCGAAAAACGCCAGCGGAUUUUCAAUUUACGAAGAGAAUGUCAAAUUUUAGCGUAUUUAUAAUCCAAAAAACCCCAAGGGUUUGACAAAACAUACGCUGAACACUUAGUGCCUCAAUUAUUGUUGGAACAGCAUUUUUCUGAUAAAAAUUUUUUGUAGUACGAGGGUUCACUCUUAUUUUCAUUCAUGCCAAGCUGUAGUAAUACUAUUAAAAGACGAUUUCUGGCUCGCUGCGUCAGCCAAUACGAGGGGCCGGACAUUCAAAAAAAUUUUUUUUGAGUUUUUUAGCCUAAAAUGUUGGUAUAGGUCACUAAAACACAUUCCCAAAAUUUUUCUGCCCAGAAAUGCCCGGAAGGUGGAAAUUUGCAUACGGAUAUUACCGUGCUUCUGAGCUCUGCUGUUGCCAUUGCAAUAAAGACAGCUUGACGAAACCGACACCAUAUAGGUUUUGGUGGAUGGCGAAUUCAAAAAUCGCAAUUUCAAGUUGGUAGGAUUACUGUAACAUACUGUUUCUGAUCUCCGGUCGAUAAAAACAACCGUAUCUCCUUCAAAUCAAAAAUCCCACAAGAUUUUAUUGCAGAUUUGGAAUCAGCGCGAAAUUCUGGUCUAGGAACAUGUAAUUUGCAUCCUUGAUUCCGUGGCAGAUAAAUCAUGGCGCAGUGGGUUUUGACGAAAACUAGUAAUAUGACGACCCUGGUUCGAUCCCCGCUGGAGACAAAUAUUGUAAAAAAGAUGGAAAUGACAUUUAAUGGAAUUAUGAGGGUUGUAUGAGCAACGCUGAGUAUUUUUAGACAUCAAUGGAACACGAAUUUGAGGUUAAAACAGGAUUUAUAUUGUUUUAGUCUCGGAAUCCGUGAAAAAUAAAACUGCUUUAAACGGGUUGAAAUUGAUAACACUUAUUCUAGGCCUAAUUCUUGGAAACUUUUGCGUUAACUUUUUUUCGUUAGAUUACUGUAUCGUGGAUUACGGUAACAAAAAAGCUCGGCCUCUUUAAAGGCGAUUGCUUCAAAAUUUUCGAAUAAAAUUAAAAUUUUUUUUGGUUAUAUUAUUCAAACGGCAGAAAGCGGGCAUGCCUCAUAUUUAAAAUGCAAUUUUAACUCAUUUUCAGUGUGAAUUAAUAUCAUCAUCCAUUGGUAAUAUUGUGUCAGAUAACUCAGGUAUUUCAAAACGUACGGCCAUAAACGAACUAUUAAUGCGCAAGCCCACUCGUUCUUAACCAUUCCCACAAUCUUCGUGAUAUUCCGAUGGCUCUGCGCCUUGUGGCAUGAAAAAACAUAAUUGGGUUUUAUGUUACCCGUAAUCCACGAUACAGUAAUCUAACGAAAAAAAGUUAACGCAAAAGUUUCCAAGAAUUAGGCCUAGAAUAAGUGUUAUCAAUUUCAGCCCGUUUAAAGCAGUUUUAUUUUUCACGGAUUCCGAGACUAAAACAAUAUAAAUCCUGUUUUAACCUCAAAUUCGUGUUCCAUUGAUGUCUAAAAAUACUCAGCGUUGCUCAUACAACCCUCAUAAUUCCAUUAAAUGUCAUUUCCAUCUUUUUUACAAUAUUUGUCUCCAGCGGGGAUCGAACCAGGGUCGUCAUAUUACUAGUUUUCGUCAAAACCCACUGCGCCAUGAUUUAUCUGCCACGGAAUCAAGGAUGCAAAUUACAUGUUCCUAGACCAGAAUUUUACGCUGAUUCCAAAUCUGCAAUAAAAUCUUGUGGGAUUUUUGAUUUGAAGGAGAUACGGUCGAUUUUUAUCGACCGAAGGUCAAAAGCUGUAUAUUACAGUAAUCCUACCAACUUGAGAUUAAGAUUUUUGAAUUCGCCAUCCACCAAAACCUAUAUGGUGUCGGUUUCGUCAAGCUGUCUUUAUUGCAACGGCAACAGCAGAGCUCAGAAGGACGGUUAUAACCGUAUGCAAAUUUCUACCUUCCGGGCAUCACUGGGCAAAAAAAUUUUGGGAAUGUGUUUUAGUGACCUAUACCAACAUUUUAGGCUAAAAAACUCAAAAAAAAUUUUUUUUGAAUGUCCGCGGCUGACGCAGCGAGCCAAAAAUCGUCUUUUAAUAUGUCGGCUUUUGUUAUUUUAAUAUAAGUUUUUUUAAAAACGUUUUUUUAGCUAUCCCUGUCCAAAAGUACCAAGUACGUCUACACGAUUCUUCCGACAAUUUCUGCUGCCCUCAAUUUAGUUGCUCUCGCUCUCCUUUACAGCCGAAAGAAAUCUUUGAAGACCCACCGAACUUGGCGACAGGAGAUCAACCUCUCAAUGUCUUCACUUCUCAUUUUCGGAGCUCAUGUUAGCUAUGGUAUUCUGAAUGUAAGUAUGGAUAGAUCAACAGAAAACAGAAGCCACUUUAUUUCCAGAUGGUAAUCUUGAAUUACCUUUUCUUAGGUGAAAUGAAAAUGACAACAAUUUUGUGUGGAGUUCUGUCCCCGUUGAUGUUCGAUGUGACGUUGCUGACUAAUGUUUUCUCGCUGAUGACGUCUUCAAAACAACUUCGUUUGGAGAUUUAUCGGAUUUUAAUUGGGUCUUGGCGACCGCAGAAGACGCGGAUUACCAAGUCUUGGGUGAGGAGAUCAUCGACAAAAGAAACUCCGGUCAUCUCUACUCGAGCAGCGCUAUGAUAUGCGCUAUAAAGUAUACUUUAGAUUAGAUUCAUUUUAGAACUUGAUUUAUGUAAAUAUUUAUAAAAUAAAUAUAAACUAUUUUUUACUGAGUACCACUUGUUGACUCUCGUUGCUGUUAGAGCUAUAAUUUUAGCCUAGUAUUGUACAUUACAAGCAAUUAACAACGAUUUGGAAUCCUGAAAAGAGCCCAAAAUGGAAAAACAGGAGGCCGACGCAUGUUCAAAAGCACGUGCAAAACUGCAGAUACAAAGCGGAUGUUAUAACAUAUAUUUGUACUCACAUUGUCAGAGUACAAUAUGUAAACUUUUAUAGCGGCAUCCCACGUCCCUCUGAACUAAAAAAUUGUCAAAAAAUCGGAAUGAACUUCCUCUGCAAGUAACAAUAGUAGACAAACCCUGUGCCAUUUUGCGCACUCCCUAGCAUACAAUGAUCAUUGGAUAUGCUGUACAAAACUACCAACAAGUGAUAGUUUUAGUAUGGUUUGACAUUUCUGGAAAGGUCUUUCCAAGGCUGGCUUUAGAGACAGCUCAAGGAAAUCAAAUCUCUGUUUAUAUCUCUUACGGAAUUUUCAGCUUCUUUAAAAUCAGCAAAUGAAUUUCGAACUGUACAGUAGUUAUGGUGGGUGUAUUGUCUACUCAAACCAUUAUUUACCUGUAUUGGCCAUGAAUAAAUCAAAUUAUAAAGUUCAAAAAAUAUGCCGAGUUAAUUGGAUUUUUUAGUCCCAUAUUUUCUUGAGUAUCAGUUUUUGAGACAGCCUUCUCUUUAUACUAAUUUGCUCGGGGUCAAUAACCUGUGCUAUUCUAAAUGUUUCUUGAUUUUAUUAAACGUGCGUUCUUACUCAGUUAGACCUUGCUAUAUCGCGUACUCUGCUCUAAUGAGCCUUCCAUUUAUUGUAUAAACCUGUCCAAGUAUCAAAUUUAACUCGAAAAUGCGUGAAUAUUUGCACUGUACAAUUAAGACUUCAAACCGAACUCCAGUACUUUCAGAAUGCAAAAACUCUGCAUGACAAUGCCAGUUCAUGUAGGUUGAUAUCUCCAAAAAUUGUACUGAUGCUUUAAUAGUAGCAAAAGGAGUAUUGUGCUGCUGUAAAUUAUUCCACUUUGCUGACUACCUCCGCUCAUUGUAUUAAUGCUACCCUCGUGGCUGUUUUUGGUUUACUACGCGUAUGGAUUGCCGUUGAUCGCAUUGUAUAUGAUUGUGAUAUUUGCGAUAUUGAAGAGGAAGAAUUCACGGUUCUCUUCAGUGUUUUAUAAACUGAUUGCAAUAAGUGGAAUUCAGGUGAGACAUGGGGUUCGCAGAUGUAAAUUGCUUGAAAAUCAAUGAAAACAGGUAUAGGAUAAAGGUAUAGAUGUGCAAACAUAUUGAAGAUUGUAUUAGCUCACAAGUAGCAACAAUUUUUAACUAUAAUUCCCAUUGGGUUUUUAUGCCAUAGAUCUUUUUAUGGUAAAUUAACGACGCUAAACAAGAGGUACAGGGUUGAUAAAUUACUCUCCCAUCUUUUCAGGACAUAGUCUACUACUUUGUGGCGCAAUACCAUCUCCGAUGCCCACUGAACGAGUUCAUGUUGACUUACUGGUUUGUUGGGCUUCGGAUUCACUCUCCGCGACUGCAUGCAGUCGCAAUAUUCCUUCGAGGAGUCGCUGAAUUCAACGGCGCUUUUGCGAUCGUUUUGUUGGCGUUGAAUCGCAUAACCUCGAUCUUGUAUCCAGUCCAUCACGAGAGAGCCUGGAACCGGGCUUUACCUUAUAUUUUGUUCCUAAAUAUCGCGCUACCCACUUGCUGCUACGGGUUUACGUUGUUGAAUAGAGCAGUACUUUUAUGUGAUAUUGAGCGUGGAGAGGUGUUUGGAUGUUAUGUCUCCUAUGACCAUAGCUUCACACUUAACGGAUUUGUAAGUUUUUCUAUUAACAGUAGUUGGAGUUGCAAGGACUUCGGUUCAGAGAACAAAUGUAAUUUCGAUUUUCUAGUUUUCAAUUACCUCAGUCAGCAAAUAUGCCUACACAAUCAUGCCAAGCAUCUCUGCAGUUCUAAACGCCGUUGCGUUGGGUCUUCUGUACAGCCGGAAAAAGUCGUUGAAAGCGCAUCGAACAUGGCGUCAAGAGAUCAAUCUGACCGUUUCGUCCUUCAUCAUGUUUGGAGCCCAUUUUGGUUAUGGGAUUUUGAAUGUAAGCAGAUUAUGGCGUGGGCUGUCAUAUACUAAACCGCUUUGCGGAAAAUGUAAAAUGAGCCAAACCAAAAGAGUCGUUUUAUCUGUCAGAGCGUAUAAUCACCGCUUUUCAGAUGAUGAUUGUCAGCUACAUGAACAUCCACACCAACUAUAUGCCGGCUAUUUUGAGUGGAGUCGCCCUUCCGUUACUGCUUGAUUUAGCGAUCUUAACGAAUGUGACGUCUCUACUGUUCUCCUCAAAGCCACUUCGACGCCAAGUAUACCGAAUCUUAGGUUCUGAAACUAGUGGCAAAGCAGCGACCUCAAUGUUCCGCAAGACGUCAUCUAAGGACACUGUUGUCUUCACAACUCAAGUUAAAUAUUACAAUAGGUAA
Molecule: messenger RNA, 11635 nt
Organism: Bursaphelenchus xylophilus (pine wood nematode)
Lineage: Eukaryota; Metazoa; Nematoda; Chromadorea; Rhabditida; Aphelenchoididae
Source: the annotation of a GenBank genome assembly